UCCACCCAGCUGUCAGUCGGUCGAGUUCUGUCAAAUCGAGCAACACUUUUCCGUGGUGGCUGGACGUUCGUUCCGGCACUUUAUUAAUCGGACCAUGGCAGCAUUUAUAAGGAAUCAAUUGUGCAGCAGCGCGAUCCAACAGAUUACCAUCAAAACCGAUGCCCUCACGACGGUGGUUCGCCACUACGCCAGCGCGAACCGGGUCAAGCCGUUCAAAAAGGUCACCAUCUCGGACCGGGCUCGCAAUGAGGCCAAGGCUGCCCAAAUGAGGGACCACCCGGAGGAUGACGGCGCAGUCAUCGUGGCCGGCAAGCGGCUCGAAUCCGUCCGUCAAUCGCUGGCCUCCAGGGGGUAUUUGAGAUCUAGCAAACAGUACGCCCCACCGGAGGAUGUCCUGUCUAAGAUCAGGGAGUUGGCAAAAUCAGCCAACAUUUCUGAUUCCAACAAAAAGUUUGCCGACAAUCAGCAAAAGUUUGACUUUUUGGCGGCCUGUUUCACCACGUUCAAACAUUCGGUGCCCAACUCGUGCCUGCACGACAUUGAAUGCGUUGAGGACGCUCUAGCCUUCUACCAAACUCCAGUCAGCACGAUCACCCCGCUGGAGUCGCUCAAAUCGGUGGACCUGCCCGAAAAUCUGCACAUCCAACACGAGUACGUUCGGUUCCACCCGGAGACGGACACCAUGUUCGGAGGAAAGUCGGCCUUCCCGAAGAGUUCGACCGUCGUGACGGGGCUCAAGUACAAGGACAAGUACCGUGGCCACGAGGCGAAAAAGUCGUGGCCUUGAUUGCCAAGGGUUGUGUCAUCGAGUUAGAGAAUAAACGGAUUUGCUGAGUUGUAGGAUA
Messenger RNA from Culex quinquefasciatus (southern house mosquito), 845 nucleotides. RefSeq lists its product as uncharacterized. Lineage: Eukaryota; Metazoa; Arthropoda; Insecta; Diptera; Culicidae. Gene Ontology annotation, cellular component: mitochondrion; mitochondrial large ribosomal subunit. The transcript is spliced from 3 exons. The record is from RefSeq and is a predicted model, not a curated record. The coding region runs from base 95 to 787 and encodes 230 amino acids.